AUGCAGACUGCUUCUACAAACAUUAGUGAAAGAAUGGGUCGCUCUCGGGAGCUCAGUGAAUUCAAGCGUGGUACCGUGAUAGGUUGCCACCUGUGCAAUAAGUCCAUUCAUGAAAUUUCCUUGCUACUAAAUAUUCCAUGGUCAACUGUUAGUGGUAUUAUAACAAAGUAGAAGCAAACAGCAACUCAGCCAUGAAGUGAGAGGGGUCUCAGCACAUGCUAAAGCGCACAGUGUGCAGAAGUCGCCAACUGUCUGCAGAGUCAAUAGCUAAAGACCUCCAAACUUUGUGUGGCCUUCAGAUUAGCACAACAACAGUGUGUAGAAAGUUUCAUGGAAUGGGUUUCCAUGGC
Molecule: messenger RNA, 350 nt
Organism: Staurois parvus
Lineage: Eukaryota; Metazoa; Chordata; Amphibia; Anura; Ranidae
Source: the annotation of a GenBank genome assembly